This is a messenger RNA of Stylophora pistillata, 1170 nucleotides long. RefSeq lists its product as uncharacterized. The record is from RefSeq and is a predicted model, not a curated record. NCBI's taxonomy places the organism in Eukaryota, Metazoa, Cnidaria, Anthozoa, Scleractinia, Pocilloporidae.
AUGGCCACUCAACGUCAAGAAACUGCAGGCUUAAAUAGUGACGAAAGUAUUGCUAACGCCGUUCCAUUAACAGAAUCAAAUGAAGUGGGACAGUCCAUAAAAGAAGCAGACAAUAGUCAGGAUCAGUCUCUACAAUUAAUUAUCAACGAAUUGGAAGGGAAAGUAAAACAAUUGGAACACGAACUUAAACAGGAGAGAGAGACAAGAAAGACACUAGAAGAGAAGCUUAAUCGAAGUUUGUUUAAUAUCGACAACAUCAAAGAAAACGAUAAUUUAAUGAGAUUCUACACUGGCUUCAACAGUUAUGCUGUUUUUACUACAGUUCUUAAUUUCCUUGGAAGAGAAGCAGCAAAACAGUUAAAUUACACUAACACUGAACUAGUGCAGAAUCCACCCAAGAGAGAGAAGCAAGGUCCAAGAAGAGCUCUCUCUGUGGAAAAUGAAUUAUUUCUCUUGCUGUGUCGUUACAAAGUUGGUCUUUUAGAGGAGGAUGUAGCAGUCAGAUUUGGUAUUUGCCAAAGUCUUGUGAGCCGAAUCAUCAUUACAUGGACAAAGUUCAUAUAUUUUAGAUUCUCAGAGCUAGACAUUUUCCCAACAAGGGAGGUAAUUGAAGCACAUAAACCUGAAUGCUUCAGGAAUAAAUACAAUGGUACAACAGUGAUAAUUGAUGCAACUGAAUUGUACAUUGAAACACCAACUAAUCCUGAAGCACAGCAGCUCACUUUCUCUACCUAUAAAAACGGCAAUACUCUGAAGGCCCUAGUUGGAAUUACACCAAGUGGUAGUGUUUGUUUUGUGUCUAAUCUUUAUGGUGGGUCUAUCUCUGACAAAGAGAUAACUGUGAAAUCUAAACUCAUGGAUAAACUUCAAUAUGGAGAUGAAGUGAUGGCUGACAGAGGAUUCAAUAUCCAAGAAUUACUAGCAAGUAAAGGGGUUAAAGUAAAUGUUCCACCUUAUAUGAAUGAGGCAGGACAAUUUACUGAACAAGAAAUGCUCAACACAAGAAGAAUUGCAUCAUUGCGAAUCCAUGUAGAGAGAGCUAUCGAGCGCAUCAAAAACUAUCACAUUUUAGAUUUUAUUCCCAUUACUGUCUGCAAGAAUGGGCUGGUUGACAUGAUUUUCUUUAAUUGUGCUAUGUUCACAAACUUUUUGCCACCUCUGGUGAAAUGA